GUUUCAAAUUUUGUUUUGUAAUGCUUACUUCAUCUUGAUACAUUAAAUAAAAGAGACGCAAUACACAUACAGACACGCAAGCAUGCAGACACAAAGGGGCAUACAUCUACAUAAAUUAUAUCCAGGAAAUUCCCUAGUUUUUUACCUUAUUGUAUUCCGGAGUUUGAAAUUAAUCGAGAGAAUAAUUGUGCGUAAUUUGUAGUUUUAAUGAAAGGACACUCUAGAGAACAUUUUAAAAAUAUAUUUUCUAAACGGGGUUUAAAUACUACAAAAUUAUUUCAUGCCCUUCGGAAAUUACGAAACAAUUAAAUUACUUCAAUCGAGUCGAAUAUCAACUUCAUUGUUUAACGCCCGACCUUGAAAAAUAAAAAUCCUGCCACUCAGUCGUUUUUUGUUGGUGAAUUACUGUUAUAUUUAUUUCCCCUUUGUCAAUCAAAGUGACGUUCACUUCCACUCACCAAUUCACUUUACGAAAGUGUAAUACAUUCUUUGCAUUACUCGCAAAGCCGUUUGCCUAAUUGUUAAGGAAGUUAUUUAAAGGACAAGUCGCGCGUAUCUUCGUCUUCAUUGCCUAUAGAAAAGCCAGUUUUUAUCGAUAUACGUCUGCCGUUACGUAAACCGAAGAGAAAAUUUAUUGCCAUUUGUUUAAAAUCGAACGUCUCACGAUUGUCUAUCUUCAUUUGAAACGAGGGUCGUCCGAAGAUUAGGUGCAUCUAGCACAUAUUUUUUCAACGUAAUAAAAAGUUUCCAGCUCUGGUUGUAGUUUGUCGUUUAUUGCCACGCGUCGUCACGGCAUCGUCCACAAAAAGGUAUGGCUUAGUUGUAAAAACUAAAUACCAAUUGCCGUUGUAAAUUAAUUAAUAAUCGAGUCCGGGUUUUAAACUUUUUAUUCGAAAUGAUUUUGAUUGUUUCGAACAAGUGAAAGAAAUGUGUAGCGGUGGCGUAACAGUAACAUCCUGUACACGUAUUGUAUUGCGUUUAAGCUGAUCCCGGAAGGACGUAACUUAUAGUGACUUUAUUUCCUAUAUCGAUAUACUUUUCUUUCAAUUUAAUUUAUUUUAUUUGUACAUUUUGUAGUGAGUCGAAAUUAGGUGAAAUUUUAGAUUUAGAAGGGACUCGAUAAUCAGACUUCGUCAAUAAUCAAAUGAUAGCCACGGAAACAAAGAAAGAAACAGCCGUAUACGUUUCACCCCCCGAAAACGGUGAAGUGACCGAAGAGGAUUUGGAAGACGAAGGCGAUAUUCGAUGGAGUGACAUUCGUGGAAAGCGGAUUGCUUCUACGAGUAUAGUCCGACCAGCCAAAAAUCAGUUUUUCAUGAUUGUUUUCGAUAAAUGGUCAAACAUGAAAGUAGGAUUCGCGUACAAACUUCUAAGUAAAAAGUUCGAAAAACACGGAAGGAGAAUCAGCAGAUUCGUCUUUUGGUUCUUAAUAGGACCAAUUUUCUUCAGCUUUCUCUUGGCCACGGGAUUACAGAAACUAAAAAUAGACAACAGCGAAAACAUCUUCGUUACUUCUAACGGUGUCGUCGGGAAAUAUCGAUGGCAGUUGAGGAAGUGGUUUCCCAUGGACACUUCUUCCGAUUUUCAACCCGGAAGAUCCAUCGACACGUAUUUAUACGCCACUGUUAUAGUCGAGACGAGAGACAAAGGGUCCGUUCUUCGAUCGUCCGUCUUCCAAGAAAUAAUUACAUUGGACGAGAAUAUACGUAAUUUCACCUUUUCCGAUAAAGGCCAAUGGAAGUACGAAGAUUUGUGCGCUAAGAAUAAUGGAAAAUGCUGGCAGAAUAGCAUUCUUCUUCUCGAAAGUAAAAUUGCGCGGAUCGAAAACGGAACGUUCGCGUUGAAAUAUCCUAUAAAUAGGAGCAGUAAGAAAAAUUACAACGUACUUUCUUUAGGAGGAAUCGCUGUUAAUGAUAAAAAUGAAAUAAUUUUCGCUCGGGCCCUAAGAUUAAUUUACUUUCUAAAUGAUGCGGACGAGACGAUGGAAAGUCUGAGCAAAAAAUGGGAGAAAGUUUUCGUCGACGGUGUUAGUGCGCUUAAAUUCGAGAAGAUAAAUGUAGUCAAAGAUAUCUCUACGUCGUUUGAAAAUUCCCUAAUCGACGUUUUCAAGAUUACCAAAGUCUUCCUUCCGUUAUCUAUGUUUUGUAUGUUACUUUACACUAUUUCGGUCAAUCUGUCGCCGGAUUUUCUCAGAAGUAAACCCUGGGUAGGGAUCAUGUCGUCGUUAGCUACUGGCCUGAGUGUAAUUUCUGGAUUUGGUUUAUUAAUGUACUGUGGAUUGAAAUUUUCAUCCAGUCUUACUCUGGUUCCAUUUCUUAUAUUAGGUAUUGGGAUGGACGACACGUUCAUCAUGCUGUAUGCGUGGAAGAAAAGUGAAAAAACGAAGACCUUGCCAGAGAAAAUGGCGGAAACAUUUUCCGAAACUGGUGUCUCCAUCACUAUCACUUCCCUAACUAACAUCGCUUCAUUUGCAAUCACGUUUAUGGGAGCUAUUUUCGUGUAUUGUGGAAAGGCGGAAGAGAAGAAUUUACAUUCCUUAGUAUUUGUUCCACUGAAGAAAUUCUCUUCUACAGGUCGAAAAAGCUUUUUGAAAAAAAUAUUUUGCUACGUUAGCUCUGAAACGGUCGAAAACAGAAGUAAUUGUCAGUGUAUUAGUAAUAUCGUGACAAAUUUCACUAGGAUGUUGACAAAAAAUACCACAAAAAUAUCUGUAGUGAUAUUUUACUUCGUGUAUUUAGGAUUUUCAAUUUGGGGCAUUACUAAAAUUUCCUAUAACGCUACUCUAAAUCUAAACGUUAUUGGAGGUUCAUACCGACAUUAUUAUUACGAGUUACAGAAACAAUAUUAUUAUCAAUAUCAAUACAGGUUACAGUUUAUCAUUCUAGAGAAGCUGGAUUACGCCGAUCCUCUGGUCCAACAGAAAGUCGAAGAAACGAUGCAAACGUUGGAAUCCGAUCCUCUGAUUGGGGGAUCGCUAAUGACGGAAUCCUGGUUGAGGAGUUACCUCCGUUUUGUUUCGGAUAAGAGAACAGCGUCGUUGAUUUCUUCGUAUAAUUUGACAAAUACUAAAGACUUUUUAUUCGUUCUGCAGAAUUAUUUUCUUCGUAUUCCUCGGGCGAAAAGAUUUAAAAGCGACAUUUCUUUCGAAGAAAACAAUACAAAUGUAAUUAGUUCUCGAUUCCUGCUUCAAACGAACAUCUCCGCGGAUGAAAACCGUUUCUACCGUCAGUUGGUCCAAUUAAGGAAGAAAAUAGACCAAGCACCCUUCGACGCAAUUAUAUACCAUCCGUUAUUUUUUUAUUUCGAUCUCGUCGAUGCGAUUCCUGCCACGGCUACUCAAACAAUGUCUAUCGUUUCGGUGACGGUGUUUCUCAUAUGCGCCAUUUUGUUGCCAAACGUCACUUCUAUAGUGUGUGUGUUAUUUGACGUUCUUUCGGUAGGAAUAGGUGUUUUAGGUUUCAUGUCAUUCUGCAACAUUCAUUUGGGUUUAAACUCUAUUACAAUGUUCAUUGUUGUUAUUGGAUUUUCUGUAGAUUAUGCGGCACACGUCGCGUGCGCUUACGUGUCUUCUCGCGACACCGAUCCUAAUCUUCGUUUAAUUAGAGCUAUAUCCAUGACGGGAAUACCGAUCAUUCAAGGUUGCCUAACAACUGUUUUAGCCGUAAUAUUUAAUAUAUUUUUACCUUUAUUAGAAUCGAGACAAUCGGUAAUCAUCUUAUGUAUUUCUUGUGUAAUAUCGCUGUUGCACGGAAUAUUAUUUGUUCCCGUCAUCAUGUCUCUUUUAAACUCAUUAUGUCAAAGAGCAUGUGAAAGAGAAAAACGGGACAAAGAUAAGAAAGUCAACGAUAUUCUCCUAAAACCAGAAACUUAGUCGAAUAAAAUUGUAAAUGUGACAAUACGAGAGAUAGAUAUUAAUGAUACAUUAAAUAUACUGUAAAUAUGUUUAGUAUAUAUGAUAAAAACACACCGUAAAUAUAUUUAAUAAGUGUACAGUACAGAGUAUUGAUUCAUUUAUCUUACAUGUAAUAUAUCUUUUCUUUGUUAAUGUCAUAUAGCCAAAACGAAUAAAUACGUAGCCUAUAUACAGUAGAACCUCGAUUAUCCGGACU
This is a messenger RNA of Centruroides sculpturatus (bark scorpion), 4109 nucleotides long. Its product is annotated as patched domain-containing protein 3-like. Lineage: Eukaryota; Metazoa; Arthropoda; Arachnida; Scorpiones; Buthidae. The transcript is spliced from 5 exons. The coding region runs from base 1145 to 3871 and encodes 908 amino acids. The record is from RefSeq and is a predicted model, not a curated record. Gene Ontology annotation, cellular component: membrane.